This is a messenger RNA of Topomyia yanbarensis, 255 nucleotides long. Its product is annotated as hemiasterlin resistant protein 1-like. The coding region runs from base 1 to 255 and encodes 84 amino acids. The record is from RefSeq and is a predicted model, not a curated record. Lineage: Eukaryota; Metazoa; Arthropoda; Insecta; Diptera; Culicidae. The transcript has a single exon.
AUGGUCCAGCCUGCGUCACACUCGGCUGUCGCUGCACCAAUGGUAGCUCCCAACCAGGCCUUUGGAUUAAUUGCUCAAAUCGCAGCUACUGCUGGUAGUGUAGCGAUCGGCUCCGUCGGUAACACCGUUGGACAUGCCCUCAUCGGAAUGUUCAGCGGUUCCGAUUCACAAGAGGCAGCCUCGCUAGGACAGGCUGCCCCGGUAUCGGGCGAGGCAAACACUCCGGCAGGACCAUGCACGUGGGAGAUCAAGUAA